AUGGCAGGUGAAAUACUCCAUUCACUUAGUCCAAGGUCAAUCAAAAGAGGAAUCUUACAGAACCUCCAAAAGUUGUCUGUUCGAAAGCAAACAACAAAUCCACCACUACCCAAUGAUGGCUCGAACUUCAUCAUAGCACCAGCAACACCUCCGCUCACUGAUGAUUAUCAUGAUUACUUAAACGUCACCAUGGGUAGAGAAUCAAUCUAUGCUUCUGCAACUGACAUUAUGGGAAAUGAAUCGAUUUAUGCUUCAACGGUCGAUACCAUUGCUACUCCACCUUUAACACCUCCAAUUUCUGAAUCGUCAAUUUCUGAAUCACCACUUCCCGGAACUCCAGUCCUAGAACUUCAACAACUAUCUUGGCCCUUACCAGAAACCCUCCCAAGAAUGUUCCUCCGCUCCUCAACCUCGACAACCUUCAGCCUUUUCCCCUUCCUCCCUAAAGAAUUACGCGUCAAGAUCUGGAAAUUUGCGGCCUGCCACCCCCGCAUUGUACACCUCACCUAUGACCACCCAACAGAGUCACUCGUUUCGCUUAGUCCCAUUCCUGCAGUUCUCUCUACCUGCGGCGAAGCGCGCGAUGAACUCCUCCCUCUCUUCAAACAGUUGGCUCUCCCACCUUCAGCAUGUGGGGCUAGAAUUUACGUAGAUCUCGAUGUUGAUACUGUUUAUAUUCGACGAGCUGCAACUUCUAUUGAAGACGUGAGUCCUUAUACUAGUAAUUUCACGACUACCAAGGCGAUCUUUGGGGCCAAUGAUUCGGCGGCUCGUCAUCCAUUGAGUGAUGUUAAACAUCUUGCAAUCGAUUCUUCACUUAUUGAUUCACCAAUCGAACUCCGUCUCCUCUGGGGCGAUUGGAGUCAUCGUUCCAAGUCCUCGGAUUUAAAAUUGAGGGAGCUGAAAACCCUUAAAAUUGUUUAUGCGCCCAUUUGUAAGAGACCUGAGUUGAGAAGGAUCCGAGGAUAUCCGCAGAUUAGUUACAAUUGGGAGAAUAAUGGUGUUGAGAGUUUCAGCAUCUUGUCGAGAGAAGACACAUGGGAGCGUUGUCGUCAUCAUCCUAUUGAUAACGGAGAAUGGAUGACAGAACCUUCCUCUUCUCCUCGAGUUUUCAAUUAUAGGCAAGGAGUGUUUGUGCAACAGGACCCGGAGUUCUUGAGCAGAGAUCAUGUUUGCGAUAAUAAUUGGGAAGGAAGGGCAGAGAAGUAUUUCGACUGUCCGGGUUGUCAUGAAUACAUGAGUUUGGGCGCGUAUAGAGCUUACAUGAAUAUGAUGGAACGCGAUGUCGUGGGUUGGAGAAAACCGGAGUUUGAGGGGGUUGUGUAUGAGAGGGAGACGGGGAGAGAUCUGGAGUCUUAUUUGUGGGAUUGAUGUUAGUGUCAAUUCUGUUUGAGAAUUUGGGGGAUGGGAGAUGAAAGGGAGCAGGGUUUUGGGAGGACAACAGAUGAGUGAUGAAGGAUAAUUGAGGAUGACUAGGAGAUAAGAUUGGGGAUACAAGGACUUCGACGGCUUGUAAGAUUAUAUUGUCUUUUACGGAUUUUAACUUGUUGCAAAAAAGUUUCAUCGAUCAAGGAUUUGAUAGACGGAUCGAUAGACGGAGAGAGAAAAAGAGACUUAUGAAUUGAUUCUCCAUACGACUUUACGACUUUACGAAAACAUAGGCGUUGGAGCGAGGAUACUUCGACUGUUUAUACAUAUUACACAUGCUACAUAUGUAUAGACGGAACGAUUUUCCACUUUCAUCCCCCCCACUUACUACGAAAUUACAAAUAUCACGAUAGUGCAGAAAAUUCUGCAGGUUCCAGGAGGAUAUACAAGAUGUAUCUUACCUAGAGACAGAGAGAGAGGUUCAUAGGAUACAGAGAAAAUGUAAUGGUUAAUUCUGCUGCUUGCAGCAAGAUAGCGAGGGAUUUCAUAAUCUUGGUGUACAUAGCUAUUUCCAUAGAAGAAUGCAUUGGCUUUCAUUGCCUACUUUA
Messenger RNA from Botrytis byssoidea, 1976 nucleotides. RefSeq lists its product as uncharacterized. The transcript is spliced from 2 exons. Lineage: Eukaryota; Fungi; Ascomycota; Leotiomycetes; Helotiales; Sclerotiniaceae. The record is from RefSeq and is a predicted model, not a curated record. The coding region runs from base 1 to 1371 and encodes 456 amino acids.